AUGGGGCUAGUAUAUUUUGCGCAUUUUUAUUCAUACACAUUGUUGAUUACAUUUAUAAUACAGAAGGCUCACUCGUUUUCCCCGGGUACUUUCGAAGUGCUGAGUGCCUCAAACGCCUCCCCUCCAAGCAAUUACCUUAGCCUACUCCAGCUUGCUUGCCCGAAAAAUUUUUUUAUGUGUGAAGAACUGCCUGUUUAUUGUCUAGAUUGUAUUCUUAAUACCUCUUGUGCUUAUGGCUCUAUGAUUCCUGUUGAAUGCCGCCCAAAGCCCGGUGUUGCUUGCCUAACGAGCCAAAAAAAUAGAACAGAAGGCCCCCCACCAGAUGAAUAUUUUAUUUUUAAAAAUAUUAAACUGAUUAAAACGAUGGUUUGCAGAUACUGUCAUCAACUUCCUUUGCGAGAAAUUGCCUGCCACCAGCGCGGUAACUGUCGCCAAACUGGAGUUGCACGGAGUCAUUACGAAACGUUUUGCUGGGCAUCCCCCGACGUAAUCUGCUUGGGAAAACGAGUUUUCCGCCGCAUGCUAUUGUGUAAUUGGACGUCUGGGAAAAAAUACAGCAUCGCCCUUGCCUUGAGUCUUUUCCUCGGAGGCUUUGGAGCUGACCGAUUUUAUCUUGGAAUGUGGCGCGAAGGCCUGGGAAAACUGUUUAGCUUCGGUGGUCUAGGAGUCUGGAGUGUGGUAGACUUUAUCCUUAUUGCUGUUGGUUAUCUCAAACCUCGGGAUGAUGCGGUCUAUUGGUAA
Messenger RNA from Protopolystoma xenopodis, 741 nucleotides. The record is from the annotation of a GenBank genome assembly. NCBI's taxonomy places the organism in Eukaryota, Metazoa, Platyhelminthes, Monogenea, Polystomatidea, Polystomatidae.